AUGGUUGAAGCACUUGCCUUUUCCUAUGGGGCCCCGAACCCAAUUGCCAGCUUGCACCUGGCUAACCCGCCUCUCCCCGACUGCGGGCCAGGACAAGUUUUGGUGCAGUUUCUGGCGGUUCCCAUUAACCCAUUGGAUUUUUUCGUGAUCGAGGGCAAAUACCCUGUCAAACUCCAAAGUAUCUACACCAACGAGGCGGGCGAGCAGCUCGCUAUUCCUGGUUCGGAUGGCGCCGCCCGCAUCUUACAGACCGGGUCAGCUGUCAGCGACUUUGGCGUUGACGACAUUGUCAUCCUUCGAACGCAUUGUCGGGGCACCUGGAGAACCCAUGCCGUGCUCGAGGAGGACGAUCUAAUUCGUAUUUCAUCCACUAUUAACCCACGCCUCGCGUCCCUGCUACGGAUGAGCGUGGCCCCCGCAUAUUUCUUACUGCGGGAAUAUCAAUCGCUCAAGCCUGGCGACUGGAUCAUCCAAAACGCGGCCACGGGCACGAUCAGCCAUUUUGUCUGCCAAUUGGCUCUAUUGCUCGGGGUGCGAGUUAUUAGCAUCAUCCGCAACCGAUCAAGCGCCGAUGAACUGGAGCGCACAAAACGGUCGCUGCGUUCCCAUGGCGCGUCAUUAGUGCUGACAGAGGACGAACUCAGCACAAGCACUGCCCUCCAGGGGAAAAGGAUUACCCUAGCCAUCGACUCAGUCUCGGAUGAUAUAUUAGCACGCACUAUGGCGGCAUGCAUGAUCCCGGGAGCCACAUUAGUGACGGCCGGGUUCCUCGGGGCUGCGACAGCUCGACCCGAUCCGCAAUUGCGCCAAUUUCUAUGGCAGAAAAAUAUUACUCUCAAGGCGUUUCGGCUGAGUGACUGCCUUAGCAAACGGGACUUGACACAGCAAACCGCGCUGUUCGAGUGGUUUGGGGACUUGUUCGCUCGCAGAAUCCUGAAGGCCCCAGCGCUGGAAUACGUGCAGUGGAAACAAGGGUCCGAAAGGCGGCUCCAGGAUGCUAUUUGGAAACAGGAGCAGGGAUGGGUUGGCCAACAGAAGACAGUUCUUGUGUUUGAAGUGUAG
Aspergillus tanneri is the source of this 1062-nucleotide messenger RNA. RefSeq names its product MDR family NADPH-dependent oxidoreductase. Gene Ontology annotation, cellular component: mitochondrion. NCBI's taxonomy places the organism in Eukaryota, Fungi, Ascomycota, Eurotiomycetes, Eurotiales, Aspergillaceae. The record is from RefSeq and is a predicted model, not a curated record. Gene Ontology annotation, biological process: fatty acid metabolic process. The transcript has a single exon. Bases 1 to 1062 code for a protein of 353 amino acids. Gene Ontology annotation, molecular function: trans-2-enoyl-CoA reductase (NADPH) activity.